Effrenium voratum is the source of this 957-nucleotide messenger RNA. Lineage: Eukaryota; Dinophyceae; Suessiales; Symbiodiniaceae. The record is from the annotation of a GenBank genome assembly.
AUGUCGCGGUCCUUGCCUGCGGUAAACAAGCGGGGAAGCCAGGUGCCCGUCAGCAGAGGCAGCGUGCUGACAUCAUCCCGGGCUUCCCUGCUACCUCCCAUUGAGGCAACUCCCAGUAGGCCUGUCAAAACUCGCGGGUCCCUCCAGCCUGAUAUACCAGAAGGCCCGGGAGGUGUCAGCCCUUCCGGACCAGGAGCUUUCAGACGGGUGUCCUUCAGUCCCACAGCUGCAGACCAGCAACCAGAGCAUAUCGAAACAACGCUUUCGCAGCUGAAGCUGUUCAAGGACAUGGACAGCACGGUGCUGAAGAUGCUGCCGGAGAUUGUGACAUCCAUUCUAUGCAAGGCUGGAACAGUGCUUUUCAAACAGGGAGAUCCCCCCGGAAGCUGCUAUGUUGUCAUCGGCGGUGCAGUUGGCGUUCAUGUACUGUCGGAUGAGGAGGGUUUGCCGUCAAAUCAGCCGCAGGAAAAGCACCGCUUCACCACGGUGAAAGAGUCUGGAUUCUUGCAGGACUUCUUGCCUGGCCAAAGGACAGUUGACGGGUUCAGUCGUUACCACGAGGACACCAACUUUGGCAACCGGCUCUCCCAGCUGGGGCCCGGCAGUGUCCUGGGUGAGCUCGCUCUCAUCAACGAUCAGCCGCGACUGGCUUCGGCUAAGUGCGUCGAGGACUCGGAAUUCUUUGUGAUUCGCAGGAACGAUUUUGACAAUGUCCUCAAAGAGGAGAUGGUCAAAAAAGGAGAUGAGAAGCUCAGGUUUCUCAUGAAGCAUCUGCCCGGAAUGAAGGAGGUGCCUGUGCCGAAGCCUGGGGGAAAGCUUCACGCGUCCUACAUGUUCAAGCAUGCCAAGUUCACGCGAGGUCAUACAUUUUUGGUGCAGGGCAAAAUCGCCGAGCCGCACAUAUGGGCUGUCUACAAGGGCUCGGUAGAGUUCCGCAGGGCUGAGGCGGAGGGUUAA